AUGGCAAAAAUAGAGUAUAUAAGUGUAGAAGGAUUGAGGGUUGACGGGAGAAGACCCGCGGAGGUGCGCAAUAUCGAAAUACUCUGCGGCCCGGAAUGCGGGGUGGACGUCAGCAACUACGACGGAGUCUCCCAGGUUACGCAGGGACUGACUAAGGCUCAGGCUUUUGUCAAAGGGCCGACUGAUGUAGGACGGAACAAACAACGGAGUCAACUCGAAGCAUCAGACAGCCCGGUAGAAAUACAAUGCGAGGUGGUAAUGCCCUGCGAAAAAAGGGCCACGGGCAAUAAAAUGGAUCACCAAUCUGCCGACAUCGCACAAACCGUGAUUGCAACUUUUGAGAGGAUCGUCUUAUCACACUUCUACAAAAACUCGGUCAUACACAUCUUCGUCAACGUUCUAGAAAACGAUGGUGGCGUCAAAGCGACUGUCAUCAACGCCGUGCUAGUCGCGCUGGUACACGCGGGAAUAGCGAUGAGGGAUCUCAUUGUAGCCUGCACGGCAGCCAUGCUCAAUAGACAGCUGCUAAUAGAUCCCAAUCAGCUGGAAUUGAAUGCCUCUAUUAUGGAACUGACCCUUGCUGCUUCCGUGUCCAAGGAAGAGAUCAUAUAUCUCGAUCUUAAGUCUAAACACGCUAUUAAGUCAGUCGAAGAAAUCAUUCUGAACACUAUACAAGCUUCCAAGCAGUUCAGCAUCCUGGCGAAGACAAAGCUCAAAAAGUACGCUCGCGAUUAUCUAGAACUCAACAGCGCCGUGCACGUCUGA
Molecule: messenger RNA, 765 nt
Organism: Babesia ovata
Lineage: Eukaryota; Apicomplexa; Aconoidasida; Piroplasmida; Babesiidae
Product: exosome complex exonuclease rrp41
Exons: 5
Coding region: 1-765 (254 amino acids)
Biological process (GO): nuclear mRNA surveillance; rRNA catabolic process; U4 snRNA 3'-end processing
Cellular component (GO): cytoplasmic exosome (RNase complex); nucleolus; nuclear exosome (RNase complex)
Source: RefSeq, a predicted model, not a curated record